Molecule: messenger RNA, 446 nt
Organism: Durotheca rogersii
Lineage: Eukaryota; Fungi; Ascomycota; Sordariomycetes; Xylariales; Xylariaceae
Exons: 1
Coding region: 56-328 (90 amino acids)
Source: RefSeq, a predicted model, not a curated record
CCCCUCCCUCCGCCACCAUAAAGGUCAACGCUUUGUACAUACAUAUAUAUCCACCAUGUCAACUCGACCACCCAAGUCUCACUACCCCAGUUCCUCGUCAACAGACUCUGACAGCUCCUCCUCACCGUCGUCGUCGGACACCGAUCUCUCUAUCCGGACCAGUAUGGAUGUUCAGCCGGUUGCAUCGGUCGAGGUCCUGCGCUGCCUGCGCUGCCACCGACAUGUCGAGACCACCUCGACCGACGACCCGGCCUCGACGGGCAUGAUUCGAGUAGGGUUCAACCUCUACUACUGUCAAAAAUGCGCGAUAGCUGUCGGAUACAAAUGAACAACACGCCUCGCUCUCUUCUCCUGCCCUGGCCGCGCUCGAACGACGACGGACGAACUACGGCUGGCAAAUCGCUCUCCACAACACGACGCUCUGUUACUGCUACUGCUACUGCUAC